CGCUUAGUUUUCACUCGAACGGCAAAGCGUUGGCAACGCACGCGGAACGCGCACGUCUAUAAAAAAAAGAGGCGAAAAUUGCGAGGCGAACGUUUUGGCUUCCGCUGCCGCCAAAAUCACAAAAACAAAACCGAAAAAUAUAUACACUAAACGACAGGAAUAAAUAGAUUUUAGAUUUACAAUGGGCUUCAAAGGCGGAAGCAGUCCGCGCAUCAACAAAACGUUGAUAUCGCUGAAGCUCGUCGUUUUUCUCAUCAUAAGCGGUCUCACAGCGUUGCACAUUUUGCAUGCGACGAAGCCGUUGCUGUUGGGUCUGAACUUCUCGGAGUACCGCACAAUCACAAUCACAGCUGCAUUUGUUUCGAUACUGGGCCCAGUGAUAGCCGGUCCUUGGGCCGAUCGCUUGGCUGCCCGCAAUCCCAAUGGAUUCGGACGUACGCUGCGUCGCCUGACCGCUGUCUUUCUGCUGCUGACAGCUCUGAUCUAUGCCAUGCUCUUCUUCGUGCCAGAGGUGGCGCGCGAACCGGCCGUUGAGCCGGACGUGAACUUUGGCUGCGAUGCCAAUGGCGCGUUCAUAUUCCAGAAGCUCUGCAGCAACGGCACCUGCCACAACUGGGAGCACAAGAAGGGCAGCGUCAAGCUGACCCACUGCACCUACAGCUGCCAGAAUCCCAACUACCAUGAGAACAUGUAUCAGUUCUGGCUAGGCGAACUGCCCACAGCGGCGCCCUCCACCGAGCAGAGCUCCGAGUUCGAUUACGAUCAGGAUGAUCUGGCGAGUGCAACCACGGAAAGGUACAGACCUAGGAGAGACGUGAACAUUGCUGACUUGGCUGCAGACAGCGCCGGAGUGGAGCAGAUCAGCUCGGAGGUGCUGCGCACCAAGCGCCAAGUGAAGAGCGCACCCAAGAAGGUCUAUGUGGAGCCACCGCAUCUAUGUAUAACGGAACGCAACGAGCAGGGCGAGAAUAUAGUGAAGCACUGCCAUGUGUACACCCAGGAUACGCCCAACAUUGUGGUGCAGGCGGAUAUGGGUCCUGCCAUGGACGAGCCCAAGACCAAUGAAACCAUCGGCUGGUGUCAAUAUCCACUGGCGGGCAUUCAGUGCAAUAUUCCACCACAGCAGGUGAAAUACAUGAAGGAUCUGACAAAUGGCACCGAGUGCAAGCCCAUCAUUGAGUGCAUGAUUGUGGAUGCAUACGACGGCAAGGACAGUGUUCUAGCCGACAGCGAAUGCAUCACGACCACUGGCAAUGUGGACGAUACUCUGAUUGGCUAUCUGAUCAUUCGCCUGCUGGGCGAUGUCUUCGCCUUGGCUGCCCUGACCCUGCUCAACACGGCGAUCGUGAUUGCAGUGCGUGAAACGUCGGAGGGUCGCGGCGAGGUCUGCCGCCAGUAUGUGUGGGGUGCCAUUGGCUAUGUGAUACUCUUCUCGCCGCUGGACUUGCUCUUCAAGGAGCAUCAGCCCAAUCAUGAUGCCGCUCUGGCUGCCCUGAUCAUAUUGAUCGUCUGCUUUGUGCUCGGCGCCGUGGUGCUGCUGAGCGCCUCUCAAAUGCCGCUCAGUCCACCCGAGUGGUGGUGGCACACCAAGACCGGCAUGCUGGUGGUGCCCAUGUCCGCCAUUCGUCGCUAUAGUCCCGAAAUUGCGGUGCUCACGCUGGUGGCCAUCCUCUUCGGCACCUUCUGGAGCAGCGUGCACAGCUUUCUCUUCUGGACCUUCACGGACGUCAAUGCCAUUUGCUACUCGGGCAUUAUUCUGAUCUUGGUGCUGUUCUUCAAUGUGGACAAGUUUAUCGAGUAUUGUGGACACUCGAACAUCUUCAUUGCCGGCUUUGCCAUCUUUGUCAUCCGCUUCACGGCACUCAGCGAUGCUCAGACCAAUUGGCUAACUGUCGUCAUGGAGACCAUCGAGCCCGCUGUCAUUGGCCUGAUCUGGAUUACGAUCAUACUAUAUAUGCGACACGCUAUGCCACGCAAGCUGACCGCAACGGGGCAGGCCAUCGCUGUGCUGGCCUUCUUUGGUUUAGGCAAGGGCUUUGGCGCCUUGAUUGGCCUGGCUCGCGAGGAGAAGCAUCCGAAGCUGCCCUACUGGACCUGCACCUACCAAUGGCUGGCCGUCGUGGCCUGCAUCAUAGCCUUCGUCUACUUUGUGAUCUACAAUCUGAUAUUGGCACCACGUUGCACCGCCAAGCCGCAGCAUUCGGAGGAGCUGAUCUCGGGCUCGGCGUCGCAGAACUUUGGCACAAACGGAACCGCCAGCAAUGGCAAUGGGGCCGGCAAUGGUGCUGGCAUUGGUCCAGGUGCUGGGGCCGCUCUCAAUGGCAAUGGCAAUGCCAAUGGCAGCUACUCACCGCUGAGGGUCUACCACAACGAGCGGGGGAAGAAGGGUCAAUUUAGAUACUAAAUAGUUUACAAAGGCAAUGCGAUUCGAUUCGCAGCAGCGAAAAGCGUUUUUCGAUUUAAUUUUUAAUUGUGUAUGGCGCACAUAUUUUACUCCACUUCAUGGGGAUAUUUUUGCUAAGUGUAUACACUGAGAAGAACAAAAA
This is a messenger RNA of Drosophila navojoa, 2546 nucleotides long. Its product is annotated as major facilitator superfamily domain-containing protein SP1173. Lineage: Eukaryota; Metazoa; Arthropoda; Insecta; Diptera; Drosophilidae. Gene Ontology annotation, cellular component: membrane. The record is from RefSeq and is a predicted model, not a curated record.